Molecule: messenger RNA, 984 nt
Organism: Auxenochlorella protothecoides
Lineage: Eukaryota; Viridiplantae; Chlorophyta; Trebouxiophyceae; Chlorellales; Chlorellaceae
Product: Replication factor C subunit 5
Exons: 8
Coding region: 1-984 (327 amino acids)
Biological process (GO): DNA repair; DNA-templated DNA replication
Cellular component (GO): nucleus; DNA replication factor C complex
Molecular function (GO): DNA binding; ATP hydrolysis activity; DNA clamp loader activity
Source: RefSeq, a predicted model, not a curated record
AUGGUGGUCACGAGUGAGACGCCAUGGAGCGAGAAGUACAGGCCACAGACUCUGGACGAAGUGGCCUUCCACAAGGAUAUAAUUGACACGAUCAAGAAGCUUCUGAAUGAGAACCAGCUGCCGCACCUGCUGCUGUACGGGCCGCCAGGCACGGGGAAGACCUCCACCAUACUGGCACUGGCUCGGCAGAUGUACGGCCCAGGGGCUGCUAACAUGGUGCUGGAGCUGAACGCCUCAGAUGACCGUGGCAUCGGCAUCGUGCGGAACGAGAUCCAGGACUUUGCAGGGACACGGAGUAUCUUCAACAAUAAAUUCAAGCUGAUCAUCCUGGAUGAGUGUGACGCAAUGACACGGGACGCCCAAAUGGCUCUGAGGAGAGUGAUGGAGAAGUAUGUGAGAAAUGCCCGCUUCUGCCUCAUCUGUAACUUUGUGAGCAAGAUCAUCCCAGCGCUGCAGUCACGCUGCACACGCUUCCGCUUCCAGCCCCUCCCGCCCAGCUUCGUGACGGAGCGCCUCACCUCCAUCUGCGCCCUCGAAAAGGUGCCCACGACGCCUGAGGGGCUGGAAGCCCUGGUCCAGCUCGGAGAGGGCGACAUGCGACGCGUGCUCAAUCUUUUGCAGUCGGUGGUGAUGUCGGCAGGCGAGGUCAGCGAGGUCAGCGCCUAUACAUGCGCUGGGCGGCCCCUCCCGGCAGACAUAGAGAGCGCGAUGCACUGGCUCCUCAACGAACCCCUGACCGCAGCGAUGGAGAAGCUGACGGAUCUGCAGCGGUCCAAGGGAGUGGCACUGGUAGACAUCUUGCAGGCCCUCCACCCGUUCGUUUUCAGGAUUGGGAUGCCGCCCGAGGUGAGGAUCGAGCUGGUGCGGAGCCUGGCGUCGGUGGAGCACAGGCUGGCCUUCGGGACCAGCGAGAAGUUGCAGCUGGGGGCGGUGGUGGGGGCAUUUGCCGCCGCCAAGGCCGGCAUCGUCGCCAGCGCCAGCUGA